This is a messenger RNA of Cercopithifilaria johnstoni, 1020 nucleotides long. The record is from the annotation of a GenBank genome assembly. NCBI's taxonomy places the organism in Eukaryota, Metazoa, Nematoda, Chromadorea, Rhabditida, Onchocercidae.
AUGUCAACAUUAGAUAAUAGCAAUGAUACGGUAUUAUUUGACAUGCGAUAUCAGAAUACCGAUUUCGAAUCUUCAAAUCGACUACCAACAGAAGUUGUUGAAAUAGUAAUAUAUUUAUUAUGCCUUUGUAUUGGUGGACCAUUGAAUUUAAUUUGCUUUGGACGAUCACUUCGAUUGUAUGUGAACGAUCGAAAGCAACGAAAUCAAAUACUUUUGCUUAGGCUGCAUUUGAAUAUUGCUGAUUUAUUAACUAUUUUCAUCUACACACUGUCACAAAUUAUUUGGAUGACAACAUUUCAAUGGUAUGGCGGUGAUGCUUUAUGUCGUAUAUGCAAAUUUUUUCACACAUUCAAUUUUUAUUUAAAUUCAUUUGUUAUUGCAGUAAUAGCGAUUGAUCGAGCACAAGGAGCGUAUCGAAUAAACAAUAUAGAAGCAUCAAAAUUAGCGUUUCGUUGGGUAAAACAUAUGCUUAUAACGUCUUAUAUGGCUGCGACCAUUUUCUCAGUACCACAAAUAUUUAUAUUCCGUGUAUAUCAACCAAAUGAAAAUAUCGAAUUUCGGCAGUGUACGCCAAUAUGGACAAUUCAUGCUUACAAAUACGAUAUCCAAAUGCAAUUAGCUAAAACGGAUCAAGAAAAAAAUCUAUUAACAGCUGAUUUUUAUCAGGUUCUUCGAUUAGAAAAAAUAUAUAAUAUAACGCAUUUAUUGUUUGUUUUUUGGAUACCAACCACAAUUGUUGCACUUUCUUAUAUGUUUGUCAUUUGUAAAUUUAAUUCAAUGAGACGACGAAAUCGACGAGCCAAUCGGCCAUCAUGCAUUACUUAUAUUAUUUCACGUGUAUCAGGAAACAAGCAAUACGGACACUUAAGUGCUGAUUCACGAAUAGCAAUGACGGCGAUAACAUCAACGUCGGAUGAUGCACACACUGUUUUUGUGGAAAAUAAUUCUCCUACUGUUACGCUAGAAUCAGCUGCCACUAUUGGUCCAUUAGCCUUACAAACUUUAAGUAGAGCUUCCAAG